This is a messenger RNA of Trichoderma harzianum CBS 226.95, 493 nucleotides long. RefSeq lists its product as hypothetical. NCBI's taxonomy places the organism in Eukaryota, Fungi, Ascomycota, Sordariomycetes, Hypocreales, Hypocreaceae. Bases 16 to 330 code for a protein of 104 amino acids. The record is from RefSeq and is a predicted model, not a curated record. The transcript has a single exon.
AAAUUAUCUCAUUGAAUGUUUUUUUUUCCUCAGUGGAAGGCCGUUAGCCACUGUGUUCGCGCCCACCUGUUUUGGGGUAUCGCUACAGGGGAUAUACAACCCGGAGCUUACACCUGUCUCUCAACUCAACAUUCAGAUCUCUCACAAGCUGAAUUGACUCAACAUCCGAGCACAUACGACCAUAUCCAUUCGAAAAUACGGGAUCCCGUCCGCUCUCCCAGAGUCAAGCGAAUGAGAGGCAGAUUAGUAGUCAGGUGGGUGACCACUGGCGAACACCGGCUGUUGUAUGUUUCUUCUACUUUUUUUGCUUUUUUUUAUCCCUAUAUAUGAAGGAACAGGUGUAGCCUUUUGUCUCAUUAUCAUCUCUUUGGGUUAUUGUUGUAUGGACAGUAGAGCCUCAAGUUUGGACAUGUUCUCAUAGUUGCUGAACUACUAAGCUGCUAGAUAGGGUGGAUUCCUCCAGCAUACAUGUUUCUCUUCUUCCCUUACACAC